Messenger RNA from Aureobasidium namibiae CBS 147.97, 819 nucleotides. RefSeq lists its product as uncharacterized. Bases 1 to 819 code for a protein of 272 amino acids. The record is from RefSeq and is a predicted model, not a curated record. Lineage: Eukaryota; Fungi; Ascomycota; Dothideomycetes; Dothideales; Saccotheciaceae. The transcript has 2 exons.
AUGACUUCCUUCUUAGUACAAUCACACAAUCACCCUAUCACUAAGUCGAUAAUCAUCAAGAUGGAUGGAUCUGGUUAUAGUGUGGCCCUUGGCAGGUGGCUAUGCGCGCUUCAAGAGAUACACGAGAAAGGAGAUAAAGCAGAUCUCCCUAUAGAGAUUCGCCUGGAAAUCUUCGGUCACUGGUUGAGAGAUCACCAACCACCCUGGGAUAUUAGAGACGAGAUACGAAUUCCAGACUGGGUAACGCCCAUGUUUGAGGACGUGUGGUUCCGAAACACCGAGUUCAUUUUACCGGCAUUCACUCUUACUCCAGGAUCUUCCAGACAAAGCGCUGCAAUGUCGCUCGAGGUUCAUGUUGCAAGCUUUCUCGAUAGGCUAUGCAGACGCCAACGCGCGCAUGCCACACCGGUGACGGUCGAAGUGGUCGUUGAUGUGCAUGCAGAUCUCAGACUCAGUCAAGAUUCUAUUCGAAGGUUGCUUCUGGUCGCAUAUCAUCUAGAAGCCCGCAAGGAACUGCUCAACAUCAAGGUCGUUGUCGAUACAGAUAGCCACAGGGGAAAGCUCGAAGCCAACGAGCUUAUUGCAAAGCCUCUCAAGGACCGACUACAAAACGCCUGCUCGACAAUGCAACAGUUCAAAGAUGGUAGCAUGAACAUGGCACAAGUGUACGACUCGGUCGGCCGAGUCCACGACACAUUGGGCCUUCAAGGCUUUCCACGUGAGAACGUAGCAGCAACAGUAUUGAAUUUCAUGUAUGAUGUAGAACAGAAGGAAAAGGCAGAGGUGAAGGAAGAGCAAGAGAGAGCGAAACAGGCAUGA